Cladophialophora psammophila CBS 110553 is the source of this 2283-nucleotide messenger RNA. RefSeq lists its product as uncharacterized. The transcript has 3 exons. The coding region runs from base 1 to 2283 and encodes 760 amino acids. The record is from RefSeq and is a predicted model, not a curated record. Lineage: Eukaryota; Fungi; Ascomycota; Eurotiomycetes; Chaetothyriales; Herpotrichiellaceae.
AUGGUUGGCCGUCUCGAAGGAAAGAUCGCCAUAGUGACUGGCGGGGGUUCAGGCUUUGGCGCUGGCAUUGCGACGAAAUUCGUCCAGGAAGGCGCCAAAGUCCUGAUUUGCGACCUGUCCGAGCAGAACGGCACCAAAGUGGCUCAAUCGCUGGGCUGCGAGUUCCUGGUCGCCGACGUCACGAAACGCUCGGAUUGGGAAGCGCUGCUGAAAAAGGCCAUCGAUGACCUGGGUGGUCUGGACAUCGUCGUCAACAACGCCGGCACGACUUACAGCAACAAACCCACCGAGGCCGUCACGGACGCCGAGUUCGAUCUGUGCUUCAACGUCAACGUGAAAAGCAUCUACUUGUCGAGCAGUGUGCUGCUGCCGUAUUUCAUGGAACAGAAUCGACCCGGUUGCUUCAUCCAGAUUGCUUCCACGGCGGGCAUCAGGCCGCGCCCUGGUUUAACAUGGUAUAACGCUUCCAAGGCUGCCGUGAGCAACGCUACAAAAACUAUGGCGGUGGAAUAUGCGCCCAAAAAGAUUCGCUUCAAUGCAGUUUGUCCUGUGGUGGGCAGCACCGGACUACACCGAAGAGAAUCUAAAGGGCUUUGUAUCGACUAUUCCGCUCGGACGAGGCAACCGCAAGCUGACACAUCAACAAGUCGCCGAGAUUCGGGCCAACAGUUGCCGGGACUCAAGGACUGCUUAGGACAGGAAAUCAGUGCUCAACGACCUCUUCUUCCUCAACCGCGUCCUGCCGUGCCGGAAUUCUUUGUGCCAGGAGUUUCGGUGCUCUACCUCGACGGUCUGCCCAUUCGAACUUAUCUGAUUGGCGGCAUAAUAUACAAUAUGCAGCAGCCACCCAAUGAGACGAAGAGUACUGUCAGUCGAUUCACGAUUGACAGGAGGUGCAUCAGAUAUUCGCUAGAGGUCGUGCAGCAGCCCGAAAAAGCGCGAGCCUGUGGAUCUGGUCCCAGAUCUUCUAACGACCGAAGACCCGUGGAUCCACCUCCCGUGGUCGAGCUGAAGGUGUUUACCAACGAUGUCGACACCACGAUGCAAUAUGAUGCGACAUUCAUGCUCUACGCCAGCUUAGAAGUUGCCCGACCUAUAGCAGGGGGUAAAAUGCACAUACCUCCCGCCAUACCGGUAUUGGCCGGCGUCACCAUAGCGAGUGCUGCAUAUCUUGAGAAACCAAAACGAGCCGCCUAUUUCAUCUUCCCAGAUCUCUCGGUGAGACACGAAGGCUGGUAUCGACUCAGAUUCUCGCUCUUCGAAGGUGUGAAACACGAUAUGGAUGCCGAUCACGGGAAGCCAUUUGUCCGGACCCAAUCAGAUGGAGAUAAUUUGACUGCACCUGUUCGUCACGAAGGCGUCUUCAAUCGCAUGGAAGUGCUGUCAACACCGUUCCAGGUCUACAGUGCCAAGAAGUUCCCAGGGCUCAAUCAAAGCACAGCCCUGAGUAUGAUGGUGGCCGACCAAGGUUGCCGAGUUCGCAUUCGUAGAGAUGUGCGACAGAGAAAGCGACGCCAGAAAUCUGGAGCCGACGGCGACGAUGCGCGGAGUUCUUACCAAGGUACCCCCCAGGCAACCUAUCGCAACCUAGACCACUCCAGAUCCGCCAGCCGCAAUAGCAUGGUCAGUCAACUCGAGGAGCCGCCAAGACGAAUUUCGCUGGAUAAUCUCCACGACCUCCAAGAUGCUGCACUUCUACGACGCCAUGAAGCCGCAAUGGCGGCAUCUAACUCCAUCGCACCUAACCCCAUGCUACCUCUACCGACGACGUCGAUGCCUCCCCCAUCUGCAUAUAGCCAGUCUCCCUUGCGCAGGCCGUCAUUCGACACUCGGCCCAAGCCAACAUUCGCUAUGCCGACUCCCCGACCUGCGCAGCCUGCCGCACCUCUGCCGAACCCACCAUCUCUCCAAAGGCCCAUGACUCCAGAUACCGAGAAAAGUCUCACUCUGCCACCACUCAGACUCUUCGGAGCGAGCGGGCCGAAACUUGAUCCACUGGUCCCCAGAUAUAGCAUGCCAGCACCCGCUGCAACGAAAAGGUCCUUCAGCCCUGGGUCUUACAGUCAAAACGCGUCCUUAAAGGAUGGAGCUCGACCUGGAGUGCCACCUGCGCAUUGUCCACCACCCCCUCCGCCGAGCGGUAACGAUAUCAUCGAACCAGACGUCGGUGGCAAUGACGACGACGAUGAGGAGGCAGAAUUGUUCGCUGAUGCAUUGAUUUACACCCGUGCCGAUGGUACAAAAAGCUACAGAUAUCGCCCAGGGGCCAGUUAUUUUCGGUAA